Ruditapes philippinarum (Manila clam) is the source of this 1842-nucleotide messenger RNA. RefSeq names its product programmed cell death protein 5-like. Gene Ontology annotation, molecular function: DNA binding. Bases 93 to 476 code for a protein of 127 amino acids. The record is from RefSeq and is a predicted model, not a curated record. Gene Ontology annotation, cellular component: cytosol; nucleus. Lineage: Eukaryota; Metazoa; Mollusca; Bivalvia; Venerida; Veneridae. The transcript is spliced from 5 exons.
ACCAAGAUUAAAAUUAGACGGCAUCCAUAAUUUUAGUUUAAGACCUUACAUUCUGAUAGUAAAAAGAUAGCGCAGUCUACAUUCUUAGCAACAUGGCGGACGAUGCAGAAUUAGAAGCUAUUCGGGCCAGGAGAAUGGCCGAAAUGCAGGCACAGAUGGGAGGCCCAGGUGGUGGGGGCAAUGAUCAACAAAAAGAGAAGGAAAGACAGAUGGAGGAAAUGAAACACAGUAUUUUAUGUCAAGUCCUGGAUCAGUCUGCUAGAACUAGAUUAAAUACAAUAGCUGUAGCUAAGCCAGAGAAAGCUAAAAUGGUGGAAUCAAUGUUAAUGCAGAUGGCUCAAUCUGGACAAAUACAAGGAAAGUUAAAUGAGACUCAGUUAAAAGGUUUACUGGAGAGAGUGAAUGAGCGAACACAGAAAACCACAACAGUAAAGUUUGACAGAAGAAGAGCUGCAUUAGACAGUGACUCAGACUGAACUAUUGUAUCGACAAUCUAUGAACUAUUUAAGUGCUAUAAUAAUGUGCUACAUCUGUAUAUGACAGCUAAAAUGAUGUGCGAAAAAAAGAGUUUUGAUGUCAUUGGAUAUAUUUACAGUCAUCAAAUUUAGCACUGGCCAGGUAGCCCGUGAAAAUCCGUUCGGGCCAGAGUAAAUUUUAAGAAAAUUUAGUUAAAUGCAUCGUAGAAUAAAUUCAAAACUGGAAUUCGGGAUCUUAAAUUCCAUGACUGUAUCUCAUUUCAAAUAAUAAUCCAAGGAAAAUUUUUUAAAUGAAAUAUUUUAAGGUACAAUAUGUUCAAUAUCUGAAGGCUAUUAUAUUAAGUACUUAUAAUCAUUUUUAGAGUGAAGAAAACAACAACAACAACAAAACUUAAGGGUAAUGUGCAUAAACUGAAAAUUCUGGGCAAUUAUAUUUCACUAAUUCAAUUCAAUAUUAUUUAUAUCAUUAUCAUAUAGUGUUAAAAGUCAUAGAAAGAGGAACAAACCUACCUUAAAAUAUGUUACCUAAUGUGAUUCAGAUCUAGGCCAUUAUGCUGAAUGCAACAUUUUUCUUAAUUAAUACGUUAUAGUGUUUCAUGUUUCAAAGUUUUUACAUGUUUUAUUGAUUGAAGUUUUGAAUUUUUGAAGAAAUGAUUGUGUCUGUUUAAAUGAACAAUGAUUAAAUAUCUAUACACAAUAUUAUUAAGACUGAAAUACCUUAUAUAUUAUCUAUAAAUAGAUUGUCUUUCCCAGUGAUGUAAUGUUUUUGAUCUGAUAGAUGGGUAGCUGAUAGAUAGUUGACGAUACUGCAGUUGAAUGUUGAAGCCAAAAAUGUUUAUAAGUUGCAGCAUGUAAUUUUUAAUUUCCUUCUAAAAUUGUAUUUAUUAGCCAAAAAGGUCACACAUGGAUUGUUUUUAUUUUGCUUUGCUUGUUUAUGUUGAGUUAUUAAAGAAUUAAUUUGCUAUGUAUUUCAAUACCAGUCAUAUUUUGGGACAAAAACUUGGAAAGAUAAUAAGUAAAUUUCAUUCCUAUAGGUCAAUCUAGGUUUAAGAAUAGACCAGCUAUCUGAUGAAAUGUUACUGAAGAAAAAUGACCUUAUACAUGUAGAAUGAAUGCUGUGUUUAAGUGACAGUUACUCUGAUAUUUGUGACAAACCUCCAGUAACUAUGUUUAUGAAGAAGAGAUAGAAACAUUUAAAGUUGUGUAGCAUAUAUUACUAGAAAUCAUUUCUCAUUUUGUACGCUGUAUCUUUAUGUGUAUAUAAAUAUACAAUUAUUUAUUUGACAUUAAAGAUGCAUUAUUGAUAUUGUGAUGCCCACACUUAGUGCUUUUCAAAUUUUAUAAUAAAAUUUAUUGAAGAGACAAA